Aegilops tauschii subsp. strangulata is the source of this 1173-nucleotide messenger RNA. Its product is annotated as cytochrome c-type biogenesis CcmH-like mitochondrial protein. The record is from RefSeq and is a predicted model, not a curated record. Lineage: Eukaryota; Viridiplantae; Streptophyta; Magnoliopsida; Poales; Poaceae.
AUCGUGGGGUCCCAUGGACUUGUCGUUCGUGUGUAGAACUGUGGAUCUCGUACGUGGGCUGAGUUGGUGUAUUUUUUUUUGUUUGCGGACGCUGAGUUGGUGAUUUUUCGUACGUGGGCUGAGUUGGUGGGCUGCUGCGUGCGUGUGGCAGUUCGGGCGACGAAGGGAGGGGGAUCGAUCGAGGUCGAACCAUCACGACGUUCGAUCCCCCUUUAAUAGUAGAGAUAUACAACUAUUUUGUUACAGUUAAUACAAAUCAUAUUAUCCAGUAUCAUGGCCACCGAGGAGGAUGUUAAGCAGCGGCAGAUCGUUGAAGACCGUGCAAGAAAUAUUAGCCACAAUGUCCGGUGCACUGAGUGUGGCAGCCAGUCCAUUGAAGAUUCACAAGCAGAUGUUGCAGUUCUCCUUAGAAGGCUAAUUCGCGAUGAAAUAAAAUCUGGCAAGAGUGAUAAGGAGAUAUACAAAAAAAUAGAAGACAACUUUGGAGAAACAGUUCUAUAUGCCCCUAAAUUUGAUAUUCAAACUGCCACUAUAUGGUUAUCGCCGGUCAUUGUGGGUGGGGUUGCAGCUGGUGUCUGGGCUUACCAAAAGCAUAGGCAAGGGACUAACGUUCACAUUAUGGCUCUGAACCUUGUCCGAUGGGUUCCCCUGACUCCAAGGGACAAGGAGACGAUGAUUGGUAUCCCUACACCGCCUCUGCUAACUAGGAGAUGGUGGUGGACUGUCAAGUGAUGUUCAUGUCCUGCGAUACAACAUAUAGUACUAAUUUGCAGUGUUAGCAUCAUAUGGAUGACCAGGAUGGCUGAAUUUGGCGCAUUACUUUGGUCUACAUCUCACAUCCUUGAAGCUUCGACUACGAAUGUUUGGUUUAACCAGAUGCUUGGGAGGCCUUUCGCAGAUGCUGCAGUUCGCAUGGAGGUUGUGGGGUAUUGGAAGUUUAAAGGACAGCCUACUCUUUAAGUGUAGGGGUAGUUGUUUACUUCCCAGGUGUGCUGUUGAACUGACAAGCAUGUAUCGCCGCUGCUGAUCCUCAUGUAACAGAACUUUGUCCCCAGAAUAAGCAACUCGCACGACUUCUUAUUUCCUUUGACAUUCACUCUAACAGAUCCUCUGUAUGGUUCUCUGUUGAUACGUUUCCAACAUAUCUAUAAUUUUUUAUUGUUCCAUGCUAUU